Molecule: messenger RNA, 498 nt
Organism: Aaosphaeria arxii CBS 175.79
Lineage: Eukaryota; Fungi; Ascomycota; Dothideomycetes; Pleosporales
Exons: 1
Coding region: 122-385 (87 amino acids)
Source: RefSeq, a predicted model, not a curated record
GUUUCGCAAAGUACCAAUUCAUAUAUGCAUAUGCGAUGUUUGAGGCAGCCAAACAGACGCGUCAUAUUGAAUCACUCGAUCGGCUCGAUGGGCAAUACGACGCCUGCCGUUUGGGGCUUAGAUGUUGUCGGUUCGUCGGUCUGGGACCCCGAUGGAGCUACCUUGGCGGCGGCCUACAUGCUUCCACUCAACCAACCUCCCCGCAAAUGACCAUGGUAUCUCCUUCUUCCACCUGUUCAUCUACCAUUGUGCAUUCUUCACCUGUUUGAGCUCGACGCUCUUUUAUCGCUCUUUGCGACCCUACAUCGUCAACGUCAGACGUUCCGACAUCGUCGGUGAGGCAGCAAUACGGAGCUCAACAAGAGCUUCGUCCUGCUCGGCCUAGCACUCAACCGAUAUGCGACAAACGUCAUGGACCUUAUCGCUGGCGAGCGCACUCGCCCUCGCAUCGCCUUCUCAAGCCUAUAAGAGCUUCAGCAAUUACUCCCUUGCUGACAC